AUGGCAGACCAAAAGACAGACCAACAAAUGCACAACAUCAACCACACCAACCUCCAAGAAUUCGUUGAACGAAUCCUCAUCGCAAACAACACCCCACCCCCGCACGCAGCCAUAGUCUCCAAAUGCCUCGUAUCCGCCGACCUACGCGGCGUCGACACACACGGCAGCAACCGCAUCCCCUCCUACAUGGAGCGAAUCAGACAAGGAGCCCUAAACCCCAGUGCGGAACCAACCGUGACGCAAGCCACGCCCGCCGCGGCGCAAAUCGACGCGCACAACGGGUUCGGAUUCGUAGCCGCACAUGAAGGCAUGAAGCGCGCGAUUGAAAUGGCUCAGAUAUACGGGAUUGGGAUGGUGUCGAUUAAGCAUUCGAAUCAUUUUGGGAUGUCUGCUUGGUUGGUGCAGCAGGCUUUGGAGGGUGGGAUGAUGUCGCUUGUUUUUACGAAUAGUUCGCCUGCGUUGCCGGUUUGGGGUGGGAAGGAGAAGUUGAUGGGGGUUUCGCCGAUUGCGUGUGGGGCGCCUGGGGGUGCAGGGAGGCCGUUUAUUUUGGAUAUGGCGCCUUCGGUUGCGGCAAGGGGGAAGAUCUAUAAGGCUUUGAGGAGGGGGGAGAAGAUUCCUACUGAUUGGGCGCUUGAUCGGGAUGGGGCCAGGACGGAUGAUCCUGCGGAGGCUUUGCAGGGUGUUAUGUUGCCGAUGGGGGGCCCGAAGGGGUCGGCGUUGUCGAUUAUGAUGGAUGUUUUCUCUGGGGUGCUUUCUGGGUCUGCGUUUGCGGGACAUGUUACUAACCCUUAUGAUCCGUCGAAGCCGGCGGAUGUUGGUCAUUUUUUGGUGGCUAUUAAGCCGGAUUUGUUCAUGACUAUUGAGGAGUUCAAGGGGAGGAUGGAUUAUCUUUACAAGAGGGUUGUUGAGUCGGAGAGGAUGGCUGGGGUGGAUCAGAUUUACUUCCCUGGAGAGAUUGAGAUCAUUACUGAAGAGAAGCGACGGAAGGAGGGGAUACCGUUUGCUGCAGCGGAGGUUGAAGCCUUGAGAAAGGAGGCUGAUUUGGUGAAUGUUGAGCAUUUGAAGUUGUGA
This is a messenger RNA of Penicillium olsonii, 1071 nucleotides long. The record is from the annotation of a GenBank genome assembly. Lineage: Eukaryota; Fungi; Ascomycota; Eurotiomycetes; Eurotiales; Aspergillaceae.